Messenger RNA from Andrographis paniculata, 1305 nucleotides. Its product is annotated as protein PYRICULARIA ORYZAE RESISTANCE 21. Gene Ontology annotation, molecular function: metal ion binding. Lineage: Eukaryota; Viridiplantae; Streptophyta; Magnoliopsida; Lamiales; Acanthaceae. The transcript has 4 exons. The record is from RefSeq and is a predicted model, not a curated record. Bases 249 to 1061 code for a protein of 270 amino acids.
AUUGUGAGUGUAUAAAAAAGUAUUUCUAUGUGUAGCGGAAAUGCACCUUGGUUGCUUGCUUGCGUAUGAAUGAAUGAAUGGAUGGAGAGACUGUGUUGAGUCAGUAGGAGGAAUAUUGGAAGGUGAGUUGUGUCAAUCAAGGCCAGCACAUGCAGACAACUGAGUAAUUGGUCCGCAAUUCGCACUCCACCAAUUAGGCGGCUUCGAGAUAAUUGACGGAUUUGUGGUUGCUGCAUUCUGUUUUGCCCAUGGCGACUGAGAAGGUGACUCCUAUGGUGCUCAAGGUUGAUCUUCAGUGCUAUUGCUGCUACAAGAAGAUCAAAAAAACUCUCUGCAAGUUUCCCCAAAUUAGAGACCAGGUGUUCGACGAAAAGAACAACACGGUGAGCAUCAUCGUCGUGUGUUGCAGUCCGGAGAAAAUUCGCGACAAACUGUGCAGCAAGGCCGGCAAGGUCAUCAAGGGCAUUGACAUCAAGGAUUCCGCCAAACCGAAGGAGCCUGAGAAGAAAAAGGACGCUGACAAGCCAAAGGAGCCGCCGAAGGAGCCGUCGAAGCCUAAGGAACCAGAGAAACCUAAAGUAGUCGCCGAGAAGCCAAAGGAGACUGAAAAAAAGGUCACCAUAAUCGAAAAUCCGGAAAAGCCGAAAUCCAAUGGUAAAGCCGAUAAGCCGAAAUCCGACGGAGCACCGCCGGCAGAAAAGCCAAAGGAUGCGCCAAAAAUGGAUCCGGCGAAAAUACUGGAACCGGCCGCGAAGCCGGCGCCGGUUCCGGUCGCCGCCGCAGCGAAGGGACCCGACCCGGUUCCGGUUAAUGGAGUUCCGUCGGUUUUCCCGUACCUCGGACCGAGUUACGAUGCCUACGGAUCCGGCCCCUAUUACCACGGGUACGGGUUCCCCCCUCCUCAACCGCAGCCGUCUUAUGAUGGGUAUUACGGGUACGGGGCUAGCACAGGAUACGGGCCUGCUCCCGGAUAUGGGUAUGGGUAUGGUCGGGUCGGGCAACCCAUCAGAUCCGAUUGCUACUUCAGCGAAGAAAACCCUCAAGGCUGCUUCAUAAUGUGAAGGUCUGCCACAUAAAAAGAAAACGAAUUAUAUUUUAAUAACAAUAAUAAUAAUAAAUAUUAAAGUGGAAUUAAAAAUAAAAUUAUUGAUGAUAUAAUAGAUUAAAAUAAUGGAAAUGAUAGUGUCGGUGAGGGGUAGUGCCACAUUGGGGUGUUUCAAAGCUUUUUAUGAAUAUUAAUUUCUUCUUGUAUUAUGUUGUACGAAUAGAAAGGUGUUGCAAUAUAGUCACAACUUUUUUUUUUCC